Molecule: messenger RNA, 5751 nt
Organism: Acipenser ruthenus (sterlet)
Lineage: Eukaryota; Metazoa; Chordata; Actinopteri; Acipenseriformes; Acipenseridae
Product: beta-arrestin-1
Exons: 16
Coding region: 825-2078 (417 amino acids)
Biological process (GO): signal transduction; visual perception; G protein-coupled receptor internalization
Molecular function (GO): G protein-coupled receptor binding
Source: RefSeq, a predicted model, not a curated record
UAUACCAUGCUGUUCUGGAUAUAGUCAUUACUUUAAAUAACUCACAAGUGAAAGCUUUGUGAAUAGAGCCCUUUAUUGGCAGUUACAUAUAGAACCAUGACAAGAAAUUCAAAUAAUAAGAUACAUCAUAGAACAUGAGCAUGAGAUACUCCUUCCCAAUGUGCUUUCCUAAGGUCAACAGAGGACUUGUGUGAUUUUUGCCUCUACCCAGCAUUGUAGCUUUAAGCCAAAUGAGGGUGGUUCUUUGUUGUAUGGGAGGGAUGCUUUUAUCCUCAGCAACACUCUCUGGCAGAGAGAGAGAGAGAGAGAGAGAGAGAGAGAGAGAGAGAGAGAGAGAGAGAGAGAGAGAGAGAGAGAGAGAGAGAGAGAGAGAGAGAGAGAGAGAGAGGCAGUGAAAUAGCUAAAGAGGGAAAGCACUGAAACAGAGCCUUGAUGGAGGAUCCCUGUUUAUAAGAAUAAUCUCCAGGAUUUUAACCCACACAAGCUUUAAUCUUCAAAUCCGGAUUUACACAACGAGGCAACAAUACCAACCCUGUAAUAUAAAAGAGGAACAUUUUACCUUUUGUGUUUAAACAAUAGUACAUACACUGUUAGAUUUUAUUCACAGAGAGAGAGAGAGAGAGAGAGAGAGAGAGAGAGAGAGAGAGAGAGAGAGAGAGAGGGCAGAAUAGCUGGAGCAUCACCCGUGUUUGCUGCUACAGACUGGUCUACAGACUGACUGGCUGCAUACCUCAUUUUUUCUGGUUGCAUCCUUUUGCAAUUCAUCUGCUAAUCUCUUCUGCUGCCCUCAGAAGUAAGACUGCAACAACACAGAGAUCCUGAUAAUGAGUGAUAAAGGAACAAGAGUCUUUAAGAAAGCAAGUCCAAAUGGAAAGCUUACAGUAUAUCUUGGGAAGAGGGAUUUUGUUGAUCAUGUGGACAUAGUGGAACCUGUAGAUGGCGUUGUUUUGGUGGACCCAGAAUAUUUAAAGGAAAGAAAAGUGUUUGUGACGUUAACCUGCGCCUUCAGAUACGGGCGCGAGGACCUGGAUGUCCUUGGCUUAACAUUCAGGAAGGACCUUUUUGUGGCCAAUAUCCAGGCCUUCCCACCAGUGCCUGAAGAGAAGAAGCCCCUAACCCGCCUACAGGAACGCCUGAUCAAAAAACUUGGGGAGCACGCCUAUCCAUUCACAUUUGAGAUUCCCCCCAACCUGCCAUGUUCUGUUACCCUUCAACCUGGACCAGAAGACACAGGAAAGGCCUGUGGAGUAGACUUUGAAGUGAAAGCCUUUUGUGCAGAUAACGUGGAAGAAAAGAUUCAUAAGAGGAAUUCAGUGCGUCUUGUAAUUCGGAAAGUGCAGUACGCACCUGAGAAGCCAGGCCCUCAGCCCAUGGCAGAGACGACUCGGCAGUUUCUCAUGUCGGAUAAACCACUGCAUCUUGAAGCAUCGUUGGACAAAGAAAUUUAUUAUCAUGGGGAACCAAUAAACGUCAAUGUUCAUGUAACAAACAACACAAAUAAAACAGUGAAGAAAAUAAAGAUCUCAGUGCGUCAGUAUGCAGACAUUUGCCUGUUUAACACGGCACAGUACAAGUGUCCUGUGGCAAUAGAAGAAGCUGAUGACUUUGUGGCCCCCAGUGCCACUUUCUGCAAAGUGUAUACUCUGACUCCAUUCCUUGCCAACAACCAUGACAAAAGAGGCCUGGCCCUGGAUGGAAAACUCAAACACGAGGACACGAACUUGGCAUCCAGUACUUUAUUAAGAGAAGGGGCAAAUAAAGAGAUCCUGGGGAUCCUAGUGUCUUACAAAGUCAAAGUGAAGCUGGUUGUAUCCAGAGGCGGCCUCUUGGGAGACCUUGCAUCAAGUGACGUUGCUGUCGAACUUCCAUUCACUCUAAUGCAUCCCAAACCAAUUGAAGAAUUAUACAGAGAAGUUCCAGAAAAUGAAGCACCCAUUGAUACAAAUCUGAUAGAAUUUGACACCAACGAUGACGAUAUUGUGUUUGAAGACUUUGCCCGCCAGAGGCUCAAAGGGGCGAAGGAUGACAAAGAGGAAGAGGACGAAGGCGCAAACUCGCCAAAGCUGAACGACAGAUAAACAAGCUUGAGCGACUCAGUUGUUUACUGUGGUAUUGGUGCAUAGUGCUAACAGAGCCCAGGAGACCUUUUAACUCACAGUGCUGCCAUUGCUUUGUUCUUGUUCACACUCUUAAAAAACUACUUCUCAGUACACAUCUGCACACUUACAAGUCUGUAAUGUUGAGAUAACCUAAACAGGUAUCAAUACAAGUAUCAAAUAAGAUUCUACUUUGCUCCCGUGAGAAUGGUUGUGCCCAUGGCAGCAAAGAAGUCUUGCAUCGAUAUCAUGUUACAAUUUAAGAUAAUUUAUUAAAAGUCACCCUCAUUAAAGAACUUAUGUGGUCCUCAAUUAAGGACCUGAUGGUCUGUUAUACAAACCUGUAAAACUAUGACUUUGUUGAUGAGUUAAAAUUACUAUUUCUGCUUUGGCAGUGACAGUAAUAGUUCUUAGUUCUGCAUGGUUGCUGACAUCUUGGCUUUCAUUGUAUCAUGAGGAUCAAGUUAAAAAACAAGAGAGGCCAUAUUCCAAGCUAAAUCUGACACUUCUAUUUAUAUAUUUAUAUUCAUCAUGGUGUUGACACAACCGUUUGCUUUUAUAGCAAAACAGAGUGUAAUGAUAUGUACAGUAAUUCUCAUAUUUGUGCUCAAACAUCAUGGACAGGAUAUUUUGUAUGUGUAAAGAGGGUACGUGCUGUAUGUUAAUAUUGAUAUAGAAUUAGAAAUGCAGCAUCUUUUAAUAUGUUUAUUGUUUCUUGGCUCUAUAGAUUGUGAGGCAGGGAUGGAUGUGACCUACUAUAAACUCAAAGAAUAUCACACAUGUGAUUGAUUGAUUGUUUUGACCCCUGACCAAUGGAAAGAGUUGAUAUAUAGACCAUGCAAUGUAUCAAAGCUAAUGCGUUAUCUCUAGGGCUCCAAGAUUAUAACAUUUUCCCGACAAGGACAAACAUGGCACCUACACAUUCCAGUCUCUACAGUCUGGCUCUGAGUUACGGUUCAUUAUCUGAGGGGAAUACUGUAUAUGAAGAGAGAGUUGCCUUGCUAAUUCGCAUGUAAUCUGCACUUCUGUCAUAAGGAACAGAUGUCAUGACUUAACUUUUUGUAUGUCAGGUAACUAAAGAAUGUACACAUUUUUAAAAAGAGAAAAAAAAGUAGUGUUAAGUUUUUAUUUGUAUAUUUUUAAAAUGUGCUGUCAUGGUGUAUUUUAUUUAAAAUGUUGUCUGUAAAUGUCGAAAGCAUAUACUUUUGAGAUUCUGGAGAUGUGCUUUUGGCUCCAGGUUUCCUGUAGUAUGUGAUUCCCUAACAGAACUACUGUAGCACAAAGUAUAGCCUAGGUAAAGAGUAAAAGCCCUGGGUAUGAAGCACAAUGCUUGAUACUUUGCUGCAGAGCUCUCAUUUAAAAUAGUUUCCAUUUUAAAAGCAAGUGGGUUUUCUUAAAAGUUAUCUAAUAGUACGGAUCUCCUUUCUUUCUUUUUUUUUUUAACAAAAAAGCCUUAAACAUCAUAUUCUUUGUACAGCCAUCCCAUCUUCUUUUCUCAAGUUUGAAGUUUCAUUUUACUUUUAACUUUGCUGCAUUCUCUCUGGUCAUUUUCAAUUGUAACCAGGUCUUAUAGUAAAGAUUUAUAUCUUUCCAAGACCUUAUAUUGGAAACAUAUACUGUAAUAGGUCUUAAUAGCAUGAAGACAUUCUUGCUCAGAAUAAAACAAAACAGUCUAGGUUAAUUUACUAGACUUCUCAUUUUGAAUUCUUAAAACCUGAAGUUUACCUGUGAAAAAAAAAAAAAAAGAAAAAGAUUGGCUGUGCUAUACCCAUUAUAGAGUAUAGCUUAGGGGGCUCCCUUAGCUAUAAGAAGCAGCUCACACUUUUUAAAAGAAGAGGAAUGUACUAUUGUAUGUAAUAGUCUUUGGCCCUUAACAUUUUCUACUCUUGUUACUGUAUUAUUUGCCUCAAAACAAUACCAGCCUUUACAAUAAACCAUAGUAUAAUAUUAAAAAAGAUUCUACAGUUCAGUAAAACGCUACGAUUGGGCAAAUUGGGGACCUCCGAAAAUACAAAACAUAAUUGGUGACUCUUUUAAAAAAAAAAAAAAAAAAAAAAAAAAAUUGAAGAUAUGUAGGGACAUAAGUAUCAGUCAAAUGACGAAAUGGUUCUUCUAGGCUUUGGAAAAGAAGGUAUAAUGAAAUGAAUCCUUUACACCUGGUUCACUGUUUACAAAUCAUACACAAAAGUACCUUCUCUGGCCACAACAUUGCAUUUCAUUUUUAAUUUACCAACUUGAUAAAAACGAAUCCAUGUCUGGGAGGUUACUAGACAUCCUCUGCUUUUGACCAACUCCGAGUAAACCUGGUUUUUAGUCCAGUGCGAAUCAUGCUUUAGAGAGUGAAUUCUUAUCCACCUGAUGUGAACAAAACUAGUUGUGGUAUGGAUCGCAUCAUUAAUUGAACACAGAAUGAAUAUCUGAUUGGCUAGGUCUGCCUUGUUUAAACAAAAUACAUGUUCUGUUUCUUCACUUAUAUAUAAUACUGAAAAGACAAUCCAAAUAGACCAUGGAUUAUGUAUGCUUAAAUAUAGUCACAAUUAUUAUUAUUUGUUUAUUUAGCAGACGCCUUUAUCCAAGGUGACUUACAGAGACUAGGGUGUGUGAACUAUGCAUCAGCUGCAGAGUCACUUACAAUUACGUCUCACCCGAAAGACGGAGCACAAGGAGGUUAAGUGACUUGCUCAGGGUCACACAAUGAGUCAGUGGCUGAGGUGGGAUUUGAACCGGGGACCUUCUGGUUACAAGCCCUUUUCUUUAACCACUGGACCACACAGCCUCCAAUUGCUGAGAUCAGCAGAUUCAAGUGGAUUGCCUCAGCAAAUACACUGGAUUAAUAUAUGUGUGAUGUAUCCUUUCUCUUUAGACGUUUUCAAAUUUGCCACAGCCUGUUUUUUAAAUGUAGGGUUAGAACUCAAAUAGAUAUUUUUUUUUACAUUUUGUUUUAAUUGUUUUGUGGCUUGACAAAAUGUAUGUUUAAUCCAACAUUUUAUUUGCAUGUUUAGUACACAAAAAAAAGCUAAUAGGGCAACAUUCUGAAAAGAAAUACAUUUAUGUAUCAUGGCCUGUGAUUGGGAGCAAUUGUUUUGCUUUUAUUCCCCAGUUGAUUUAUGACCAAGAUAUGUGAAUAAAAGUAUUAAAACAGAUAUUACGUUGAAAUGGAUAUUUUAGCAAUGCUUAUAGCGCACAAGACAACAAUGGUUAAUAGUGUGUUUGUUAUAAACGCUAAAGGGAGUUCUGUAACAAACAUCUUUUUCAAUAUUUUUUUUACAACAAAUAAUAAGACUGCAGUAACACCCAAACAUUCCGAAGUAUUCAAUAAAAAGAAAGCUAAAUGUUUACAUUGGAAAUUACCAGAUUUAUUUUUUGUUUGUUUGGUUAAAUGAGUAAAGAUCUUGCCUUUUUAUUUAUGAUAGAGUUAAUUAUUACACUGUCGGUGUUGGUGACUAUCUACCCUAACAAAAUGAAAGCUAGUAUUUCCGAAAUGAAAUGCGAUUGAUAUGCUUAUUGAUUCCGGGUGUGUUGUAUUUUUGUAAAGCUGUGACUGUACCAUUUCCAAAAUAUUGCUCUACUUGUUCCCUCUGUUGUUCUAGGUUGUAUUUGUGAAGUUUAAAUAUUCUGUCAGGUCUAAAUAAAUCAUUAUAGUUUAAUUAAAUAA